This is a messenger RNA of Seminavis robusta, 4026 nucleotides long. The record is from the annotation of a GenBank genome assembly. NCBI's taxonomy places the organism in Eukaryota, Bacillariophyta, Bacillariophyceae, Naviculales, Naviculaceae.
GGCACAAACCCAUUUUUCAUCUUGGGUGCUACGGCAAAGCAAGCGCCACAAGACUUGUACCCAAUUAGUUCACAGUAUCUUUCGAUGGGUCCAGCCAGCAUUCGGCCACCACCGUACCGGUCCAUCCACCAAGGCCAGGAAGCAUACACCCUUUGCUGUCCGUCGGGGUCAGCAGGAACAAGGUACAACACCCAGCUAGCUAGUCACUGAGUGUCCGGGACUCUGAAGGAGUGAAGACGCUCCGGUACGGGUACCAGGUAUCACCUACUAGCUAGCAACUAGCAGCUAGCUAGCUAGCUUUGAGGCACAAAAGCGGAAGAAGGAGCACAAAAAGUUUGGAGAUUUUACUAGCUAGCUAGAUCUAGUACCUGGAGCUGCGCUUCACAAUUCAGUCGCCUUUUGUAAGGUCGCGGGAUUAGAUUUGACCGUUGGUUUCGGACCGAGCGUUUCAAGCCCUUCCACGAAAUCCCAUUAGUCAAAAGCAAUCCUCCCACGUGCAACAGUGCACUGAUGUAACAUAAUAUCGACCCAAUCAAUUCUGAUCAAGUCGGUUGUGGCAAAGGCAUCUGAAGUAUUGGCUGGACACGGUAUCAUAGUUGUUUGAUUGAAAGAAAAUGCUGUUGGCUCGAUCUCUUUCCUUUGCGAUCUUCAUCGCGGCAUGCACUUCCUCGGUUGUCAAGGGAGAUGGAGACGGAGAAUGCCGUUUGUGGCUUGGUCCAUCCCAUCUGGGGACGGACAAUGAUCCAGAAUUUGGUAUCUUUGCGGGCGUUGACUUUGCUCCUGAUGAAAUCAUUCCUGAUAUCGAAGUGGCAAUUCCUUUGGUGGAUUGGACCGAGCAAUUCAACCGAGACACAGCAUUGAAGAAUAUGAUUGUGGAAUUUGUCGAAUCGCAAGUAUGGACUGGUGAUUUCGCCGGGGCCAAGUGGGAAGGAGAUCAAAAUACGAUCGUGGCCAUUCCUGGAAUUGGAAAUCUAGCCAAUUAUCACUCUGGAUACCACAACGUGGAUUGGCUCCAGUCAGCGGCAUUGCUACGAAAGCCUCUGGACUUAUUCGAAUCAGGGGUUGCCCAUCCUGCACGUGGAGCCAUUACCCCUUACCACAACUUGACCAUGAAAGCUACAGAACAUAUCCCGGCAGGAAUGGAACUUUUCGCUAAUUUUGGAGAAACAUGGGAUAACAACCAGACAAUGGAAGAUAGUUUCCAGGACAAACUGACCCGAUGGGACUACCAACAUGCUGAUCAGAUCUUGGAUGCCAUCAUUGCCUUUAUGGACCAGUAUGACAAAGACUUGACGCCUGAUCUGCAAGAGAACAUUCUUGAUUUCAUGCUGGAAAAAAUCCUGGGAACUGCUGUGGGAAAACGCGCCAAAGUCAUUCGUUCCCUGAUCCCUGAUAAUCCCAAGAAACUCAAAGCCGUCAAGGAAGCAGGUGGCACGUUCCUAUACCGAAACAAUGAUCUCGUCAAGUCCCAAAAAUGGUUGAAGAAACAUGCCAUGUGCAUGGACAAUCUAAAGGUUGGACCCUCUACUAUUCCAGAAGCUGGCCGUGGAGCCUUCACCACUCGUAAGAUUGCCAAAGGAGAUGUGGUUGUCCCGUCUCCCAUGGUGCAUAUUGCCAAUGAGGAAUUGUUCAAUAUGUAUGAGAUUAUUGAGAAGGAAGACGCCAAAACCGGCGAUGUAACAUUGGACAUUGACAAAUCCAACUUCUUGCAACAGCAGCUACUGAUCAACUACUGUUUCGGUCAUCGAGAAUCGAACAUCUUACUUCUCCCCAUUGGGUCAUAUGUGAGCAUGAUCAACCAUGCUCCAGCCGGCAAAGCCAACGCUUACAUCACUUGGAGCCGACACAAGCAUGUCACCAAUGAUCAUGGUCUACACGACUUGUCGAUUGAGCAACUUGCUGAGCGUAACAAGGUUGGAAUCGUCAUGGUAGUUCAAGCACUAAGGGACAUUGAAGUGGGAGAGGAGAUUUUCAUUGACUACGGCAAAGAGUGGGAAGCAGCUUGGAAGGAGCACAUGGCACAGUGGAACAAAGAUUAUGAGCAGGACAAGACUUGGCAGCUCACGGCGGACGACAUGAAAAUGCAAUACAAAGAAAAACCCUUUGAAGCUGAUUUGACUGAUGGGAUCAACCCGUACCCACCAUCUGUCGCUACAACCUGCUUCCUCCGAACUGAAGACCUCCCAGAUGGAAGGCCCCGGCGCAACCCGGAUGGUUUGGAAAUCUUUCUCUACGCAGAGGACCUCUCGCAUGAUGAGAUCACUGGAGCCGACAUGUACGUGUGUGAUGUCAUCUCCCGCACGGACAAGCUGACUGAUGGAGACUUGUACAACUACACUGUGUUGGCAAAGAUCUCUGAUGAUGACAUAGUCCAAGUGGAGAAUGUGCCGCAUGGAUCGAUAACUUUUGUUGACCAACCCUACCAAGGUGAUAUCCACAACACCGGUGGUUUCCGCCACUACAUUAGCUUGCGAGAUGGAGAUUUCCCACAAGCAUGGCGCAACAUCCGAGAGUGAGUGUACAUCCAGCUGGAAAGUUCAUACUGAUAUCUACGAGACGUCUAUGAACAACUAGCAAUACUCUUUGAUUCCUAGAAUUCACGUUAUUGUAUCUUGUUAGGUAGCUGGCUAGACACACCACUACCGUAGCUAGAUGACUAUUCGUGCACCCCCAUCGUCGUUGUGCACAGUACAGUGCCGCCCGACCUACCAUAAGAGGGCGAAGGCCCACGAUUAAGUCAUUUUUCCGUGCGGGAUGUGUUGCGCAAUGAUUAUUACGGUAGGUGUACGGUACUUGCUAGCAACUAGUAUCGCCUUCUGCCAUUUCAUUAUUCCUAGCACGGGAGAGUAUUGAAUGUGUUGCAAAUGGUGGUGAUUUCGCUUACCGUCACAAAUACCACUCGCAACGCUUGAACGGCGAACCAAACGAGAGAGCAAUACCAUUGCUAGCUAGGACUGCCUCGGGCUGGUGCUGCUUUCAUCGGCAGAAACAUCUUCGAGGAUCUUUGACACUGCAGUCGACAAGACGUUUCGAGCCACACAACCAACAAUUGUGUCCAACAGUUCGCCUCGAUAGUAGAAUUGAAUUGUUGGGAUACUGACAACUCCACACUCGGCUGAGGUUUCUGCCAAAUCGUCUGUGCAGAUUUCUACCACAUCAAUUUUGCCAGUGAACUGCUUCAGUAUUUCCUGUUCCAAGAAAUAUUAGAAUGUGGGUAAAUAUGACAACGGAGAUUGGAACGAGUAUCCUCUGCCCCCACACGGUACCUCUUCCAUAACUUUUCUUACCUUGACAACGGGAACGGAUAGCCGGCAAGGCCCACACCUAGGCAAAGCACAGAAGCGAUCCUCAAGGGUGAGACCAGAAGUAUUGUCUGCAUGGUAAUUGGAGCCAUCCGAUUGCUCCAAUCCUUCAGUUGUCGCCAUGAGCACCCUACCAUGCAGCCGAGAAGAAAGCGAGGACUGGUCGCGGAGAGUCAGCAGCCAGGACCACUUCCGAAAAUUCUUCGUCAGACUCAAUCAUUCUGCCACCAGAUUUCGCAACAUGAAGAGCUGACGAUGAGUGAACUCUGACGGAAGACAAGUGUUGUCGUCUUGGUUGGAAAGAAAGUUGAGGUAUCAGAAAUGAGUGGGCACCUCGAGUCAAAGUAGCGGAAAGACAGAUAGACACCACCAAUGGAAGCGAGACUCCCAGAGGUCGAAUUCUCCGAUAUCUGGUUGCUGAUUGUUGUGCAGAGCUCAUGGUUCCUUGACUUGGCAUCAGAUAGUAUUGCAAGAUGAGCAAAGAAAGCAACGGAUGAUAUGGUUGAUGGAUGCCUUCAACGACCAGGACGCCAGGACAAGCGCUGAUCUCUGAUUGAGGGUGAGUGAGUGAGUGGGAUGGGAGUGGCAUCAAUCAUACCGUAGGGUUAGUGCUAAACAACAAACAAAAAGCUAUGGUCCCGUUGUCCCGUUGCAAGUUGUUACCAGUAAAGGUCUUGCACAAGAUAGAUCACAAACACUUUACAGUAAACUCUUCUACAUACAC